Messenger RNA from Hydra vulgaris (swiftwater hydra), 2434 nucleotides. The record is from RefSeq and is a predicted model, not a curated record. Lineage: Eukaryota; Metazoa; Cnidaria; Hydrozoa; Anthoathecata; Hydridae.
GCCAUUUCAAUCAUAUGUCAUGUCAAAUCAAUCAUUUAAAUAUAGUUUCUUGGAAAGAAGAAAAAGCUCAUCUCUCACAGCUAUGUUAAGUAUUUGCAUUGAUGAAUUCCUACCUCACAAUUAUGACAACUAUGUGGAUGAAAAUAGAAGAGCACACUCAUCUUAUAGAAAAUAUAGUAAUAACAUUCCUGUGUAUUUAGUAAAUCGCCCACGGCCUUUAGUAAAACACUGCAUGAAAAUGAUUGAUAAACUGCAAGGCAUAUCAUUGGAUGGAAUAAAUACUGUCACCAACAGAUUGUACAAUGUUGCAUCAUUUCAGUCAACAAGUAGAGCGGUUUACCAAUGUUAUCUUGGUGAUGCGAAGCACUUGCCUACCUGUUCAUGCCCCUCUUGGUUUGAUAGUAUACAUCCAUGCAAACAUUUUUUUGCAGUUUUCUGUAAAAAAAAUCUCUCGCGGUCUGACUUUGAUCCCUCUUAUGGCAACUCUCCAUAUUUCAUAUUAGAUCCAUUGUUGGAUGAAAAUAAUUAUUCAACUUCAUCUCAUGUUCAAGAGUCAGCUGAACUAAAAAAUUUAAAAAAUACUCCUGCCAGUGUGAUGUUGUUGCCUAGCAACAUUGCAUCUGCACCAUAUGAACAUAGUCAUUCAACUGUAUGUAGUCAUUGUAUGAAUGUAAAUAGUAACCCCACUCAGAAUGCAGACCAUGAUAAAAUGCAAUCAAGUCAUCACUCACCUGCUGCAUGUCGUGAACUCUUAACUGAAAUAAUAAAAUUGACGCAUUUAGGUCAAUCUCAAUUAGCAACAGAUAAUUUAUUUGAUGGUCUCUAUAAGCUUAAGAUUGCAUAUGCUGAAUCUAUUACAAAAGAACAAGGUAUUAUCCUGCGUCCUGACCCAAAAUCAAAUACUUGGAAAAAGUCUGCUUUAAAGUUUCCUAAUCUUGUCAAUGUUCCAGUUCGACACAAGAGGAAAAUGACUAAAAGAGUAGGUGUAAAAUAUGAUACUAUGAAAGCUGCUUCAAAUAUAAGUGUUAAAUCAGAAGUUAAAAAUAACUUUUGCGAAUCAGAGAUUGUUUCAAAUCAAGUGAUAGACGAUAGUUGUGAAAUGUUUGUAGUUCCCGCUGAAUCAUUAAAAAUUCAACAAGUAACAUAUACUGAUUGUCACGAGCUGCAUGAAGUUCCCACUGAUAAUGAUUGUGUGCAAUUGCAAACCACUGUUCAUUCUAUUAAAGAAUUUAAAUCCUCUCUUAUCGGAUAUUCUGAAAGGAAUGAGAUAGAAAAUGGUCUAAUGCUGAAUGACAAUAUCAUUAAUUAUUUCCAACAGAUGAUGUCAGUUCAGUUAAAUAUUGAUGUUGGUUUGCAGGAUCCCAUUAAAGGAAAAGUUCUAUCGUUCAAUGUCGUUCACAUUGAAGUAAUAAGAAUAGCAACCAAAUAUAAAUUUAAUACUAGACAGUUUCCUGGUCGACUCUUGUCUUGGUUGGCGCUCAUCUUCUAAAAACGAAUCAAAGAUCGAUUGGUUUGAAUGUUUCGAAUGCAUAAAGUAGAAGAUUAGUAAAUAUUUGUUAUUGUUUACCUGAUGAUGAAGCAUCUGUUUGUUUGUAUGAUUCUAAAUAAAAGUUACACUAAUAUAUUUCAAACAUCGGUUAUAAACACAUUAAAGUAAUUAGAAAAGCAACCAAAUAUAAAUUUAAUACUAGACAGUUUCCUGGUCGACUCUUGUCUUGGUUGGCGCUCAUCUUCUAAAAACGAAUCAAAGAUCGAUUGGUUUGAAUGUUUCGAAUGCAUAAAGUAGAAGAUUAGUAAAUAUUUGUUAUUGUUUACCUGAUGAUGAAGCAUCUGUUUGUUUGUAUGAUUCUAAAUAAAAGUUACACUAAUAUAUUUCAAACAUCGGUUAUAAACACAUUAAAGUAAUAAGAAAAGCAACCAAAUAUAAAUUUAAUUCAAGACAGUUUCUUGGUCGACUCUUGUCUUGGUUGGUGCUCAUCUUCUAAAAACGAAUCAAAGAUCGAUUGGUUUGAAUGUUUCGAAUGCAUAAAGCAAAAGAUUAGUAACCAAUCUGAAGUGGUGGAACCCAUCACAACUCGUGUUCUGCUAGAAAGAAAAUAAUUUUUCCAAUUAUGAAGCAUAAUAGAGAAACCAUAACCAGAAAGUUUGUGGAGCAUAAGAUAGUGAGGAGUGUGUCAAAUGCUUUUUCAUAAUCUAUAUACAAAGCAUCUGCACUAUAGUCUCUUGCUAUUGAGUGUGACAUUUGAUCGACAGUUUCCAAUAAAUUGGUAAUGCAUGAUUUAUUUGGAACAAAUCUGUGCUGAUUUUGAGAUAAAAGAUUAUUUGCACAUAGAUACUGAGUUAAACAAUCUUUUACAAUAUGCUCUAAAAUUACUAUGAUAUCAUGUAUUAUAAAUGAUAUGACGUGCUAUAUAUAAUAUGAACUUGAUUUGAA